Molecule: messenger RNA, 3418 nt
Organism: Rhodotorula graminis WP1
Lineage: Eukaryota; Fungi; Basidiomycota; Microbotryomycetes; Sporidiobolales; Sporidiobolaceae
Exons: 5
Coding region: 1-3303 (1100 amino acids)
Biological process (GO): circadian rhythm; regulation of DNA-templated transcription
Cellular component (GO): nucleus; cytoplasm
Source: RefSeq, a predicted model, not a curated record
AUGCCCGCCGCCGACCGUGGCAAACCUCCCGAUGUCGCCGCUCCUCCAUCUUCAUCACUGUUGCCGCCCGCCGUCGCUCGCGUCCGCAGCGACGCCGCGUGGGACGGCCAGAGCAAGGGCAAAGGGCGAGCGUCGGACUGCGCCCAGUCGCACGAGCAGGCGUCGCUCGCGCGCAACGGCGCCCAGGUGCCACCUCCACCGCCUUCGCAGAACAGCGACUUGCACCAACCGCCCUCGACCACGUCCCAGCAGCAGCCCGACUCGCUGUCGACCCGUCGCCUCGGCGCACUCGGCAUCCCCCUACCCUCCGACAGCGGCUCCGAGAACGGCGACGUCAGCCCCUCGAGCACGUCGUCCAGUGGCUCGCUCGAGGCCAACCCGCCUGCUUCACCCGUCGUCCCUGUCUACCACGAGCCGCCAGAGCCGACUUACUCGCGCGGCGGCAGCACCAGGUCGGGGCCGAGUACGCGCAGCGGGACGCAGGACGGUGGCGCCUUCGUGUCGGAGCAGAGCUUCAGGGACAUUGUCGACGAUUUGACGCUGCAGAACCAGAAGCUCAAGGCGCGCCUCAAGCGCUUCGAGUCGGCGAGGGUCCCGAGCAACCUGCGCAACGAGCGCCUGUUCGAGGUCCGCUUCUUCGACGGUUUGCCCAAACAACGCCGUCGCGAGAUCGAGGGCUUCUUGACCGACUACGUCCAGACCCUGUCUACGACCGCCUCGUCGGGCGACCUCCUGAGCUCGUCCUCGCGCGUCAACGUCAGCGGCGACGUCAGCAACCACGACAACACCGAGUCGACGUCGUCGCUUGGCGCGACCCUGCGCUCGUUGCGCAGCUCGGAGCGCGAGGCGCUCGGCAAGGAGGCCCUGCUCGCCGCCGGCAGCGGGCCGAGCGCGGGCGCCGACCGGUCGGCGACGGGUUCGGGCAGCGCGUCGGGCAGCGGCGGGAGGGCGCAGAAGGUGUCGAGGGAGCGGAACGCUGCGACGAUCGAGCCGCUCGGCGCCACCUCUUCCCUUCCCCUCCCUGAUCCUCCCGCCCUCUUGCGCCGCCCGACCGACAUCUUUCCUCCCGAGCGCGACGUCCUCGCCGCCCCCUCGUUCUCGGGCGCCGAGCCGCUGUCGACGAUGGGCACGGGCAGCGGGAUGCGCAUCUCGGACCCGACGUCCAAGAAGCGCAAGCGCGCGCCCAACACGUCCGAGGAGGCGCCGAGCCCCGAGCGCGUGCCCCGUGCCCGCCGCACGGCGAGCUACGACGGCUCGACGAGCAGUCGAGACGGCACGCCCGACCCGGAGCGGCUCGAGUUCGUCAUCGUCGACAUGAUCGAGCGCCUCUUCUCCGAGUCGCUCCCGCUCGACGACCCCGACCACCCGCACCAGUCGAUCCCGUCGCCCAACCCGCUCCACACCGAACCGCACCCGCUCCCGGCCCAGUCGUCGACCAACACGGCGUACCUGCGCGCCAUGCUCGUCGCCGACGACGUCCAGGCCCGCGGCGGGUGGCUGUACCUCAACCUCGUGUCGACCAUGGCCGCCCUGCAUCGCCUCAACGUCAGCCUCGCCACGGUCCGCCACGCCCUGCGCACCAAGAGCACGCUCGUCGAGGUGAGCGCCGAGGGCAACAAGAUCCGGUGGAAGGGCCCGCGCACGAAGCCCGCGCCGCGCAUGCAGGACGCCGCCGCCGCCGACGCCAAGUCGACGUUCGGCAUGGGCGACAUGGAGGACAACGCGAUCGAGGCGACCCGCAUGCAGGGCGUCGAGGACGCCGAGCGCGAGCAGGAGCACCGCCGCCACGUCGUCGAGGGCGGCGGCCGAGGGUCGAGUCGCUCGAGCCGCUCGAGCAACGGCGUUCCCGACUCGAUGUUUGACGAGCGAGGCGGCGGCGCCCGGUCGGGCUCGGGCGCUCGUGUCGCCGGCGAGAGCGGGUCGGGCCGGCCGUCCAAGGGCUCGACGGCCCCGACGUCGCAGUACCCGUCGAUGGGCUCGAAGAACGGCUCGAGCUCGCAGGGCGACAAGCGCCUCUCGGUCGGCCACGCGCAGGCGGUGCUCGAGGCGCACGACACGGCCUCGAAGUGGUCGCCGCUCCCGCCGUCGACUCGCGCCGAGCUCGCCGCCGCCCCGCCGGCCCCGAGCGCGCUCCGCCACUCGGUCAACGAGCUGCACGAGGUGCCGGGCGCGUCGAGCGGCCAUGACGGCGCGCACGUCCUCGGCUCGUCCGUCCAGCCGGCCCCGAAGCACCUCCUGUACACGCCCCUCUUCGUCCGCCGCAACGACUCCGAGUCGGAGAAGGGCAGCAACGACGACGCCUCGGUCGCGUCUGACGUCUCGGCCGAGGACACGCGCCCGGCCAAGCGCCACAAGGAGGCCGGCGGCGUCGUCUACUUCGCCAACCCGCUCUUCUACUCGGACCUCGCCGGCGACUCGGGCGCGCGCAUGCAGGCGCUGCAGGACCGCAUGGGCGACAUGGUCGCGCCCGAGGCCGUCCUCGGCGCGCCGUCGAGCGCCGUCGCGAGCGGGUCAACCGCCCCCGACGCGGCGUCUCGGUCUCGAUCGAGCCUGACGCCUUUGAGCGAGCUCGGCACGCUCGACUCGCACUCGAUGAAGCUCGACGGCGUCCUCGAGUGCGCCCCGGCGUCGACGGCGGCCUCGGACGACGCCCGGUCGGCUGGGUCGGUCCUCGAGGGCGACCUCGCGUGGGACGCCAUCGAGGCGGUCGACAUCGCGCCGGCGGGCCCGUUGCCCGCGAAUCUCGAGGACCACGACGUCUUCCAGAUCACGCCGUACCCGAAUCUCCAGCUGUCGGGCACGAGCGACGACGUGACCGCCGCCGACCACUUUACGACCCACACCAAGCACCUGUACCCUCCCCUCCCUCCUCGUUCCCCUCGCCGCAUCUCGGCGCUGCCCAAGCGCCUGCACUCGUCAUCCGCAUCGAUCCUCCCGCCGCCACUCUCGGCGCGCAAGCACUAUCCCACCCUCGUCGCCUCGACUUGCAUUUCGUCUCUUACCCUGCACCACCACCCGUCGGUCUGCGUCCGGUUCCCUCGCCACCGCCUCCGCAUGUCGUCGACCGCCUCGAACUCGGACGAUGGCGACGACGUGCGGGGCAGCGCCUCGCCGACGUCGACCCAGAUCCGCCGCCUCGCCAACGCGCACAGCGGCCUGUCCGGCGCCGACUACCUCAUGUCGCUCGCGCUCCCGCUCAACAACUGGGCACCCGAGCUGCGACGCGGCGCGAGCACCGAGGAGCGCGACACGAGCGAGGCGUUCCGCACCGGCGACAGCGCAUCGCUCAUCACCCUUGAUUAGCCUCCCCUUUCCCUCCAUCUUGUUCCUCUCUUCCUUGGGCACCCGGGCAGGUGUUGUAGGACUCGCAUACCGUCUCGCUGUACCUUCUGCACUACACGCAUCUAUCUCUUUAUCU